AUGUUUUUUAGACUUAACUCCACUUUACGCACCGUUGCAGAAGAGAACCCGAAGCUCUGUGGCUCAUCUGGACAUUUCAUUGAAGGGAAAAAAGUGAAACUUUAUGGGUGGGGCUUGGUGAAAGGAAAGAGAGGGAAUGGGGACAGACAACAGGGUGAUGUGUGCUGUGAAUUCGAAGCUGGGUGGGUCUACAGUGUUUCACAUUCCCAAAUAACUCCCAGGCCGAAGCGCUUUCAGAUAUCAGUUUUCAGAGGGCCACAAUGUUGAUGUUGGCUGGAAUCGUUGUUCUGCACAUUACCACCAUCAUCCUGCUCCUGGUGGCCACCAUUGAUAAUGCUUGGUGGGCCACUAAUGCAGAGUCAACAGACUUGUGGGGCAGGUGGGAGUUGACAAGCUCAGGCUGGCAUUACACCAACCUGAAAAGCUCCCCAGAUGAGUAUCUCCAGACUGUGCAGGGCACCUCAGUGCUGGCCUGUGUUUUUGCCAUCCUGGCCUUGUUUGUGUUUGUGGCCCAGCUGUUCACCCUGCCCAAAGGCCAGAGGUUCACCUUCACUGGCAUUUUACAGCUAAUCUCCUGCCUGUGUGUAAUGAUAGCAGCUUCGGUCUACACAGCUCGGCUGCACACCAAUGAGACACAGGGAGGGUACGGACACUCCUAUGUCCUGGCCUGGAUCUCUUUUGUCCUCACGUUCCUCUUAGCGAUCACCUAUCUUGUCCUGCGAAAGAAGAGCGAGUGAAAGAAUGAGGAAGGAGGGCAGGGCUGUGAUCAUGUUCCUUUGAAUAUGGUAAAAUACAGAAUGAAUGCUUCAACAUUUGUAAAAAAACCUAGGAUAGCUGAUCUCCAUCUGCAGCUAGGAAAAUGGAGGAGUCAUGUUUAAUCGCGAACAAGAGCCAUUUGUUUGUAUUUUGAAUAUUAUAAGUUGAAAUAGAACUUGUGCUAACUUCACAUGAAGGCCCUUCAUGUGAACAUUUUCAAUUCAAAGAUUUCUGUUUGAUUAAAGUGAGAAGAAGGCAGGGCAGUGUUUUAUUCAAGAGUAGGGCUGUAUGGGGUACAAAAUGAUGGUGGAGAUUAGGGAGGUGCCACCUCUGAAUGUGCUCAUCUCAUAGGUUGUUUCAUAUAAGCUUGUUCCUUGUGAUUUGGCGCCAUAUAAAUAAAACUGAAUUGAAGAGCUCAGGCCACAUUAAUACUUUACAUUUUGAUAGAUACACAUACUCACUUUUUGGCCAAGAAAUAGACACAACACACUCUGUGUUAAGUAUGAAGCAGAUUAACUUAUUUUAGAGACUGGAAAUGGGCAAUAUCUAGUAUGGCUCAUGGUCAAAGGAAGCUAAAUCUGCACCUCUAAAACUCACACAGGCUUUAAUGCUCAAUUCUGAUCACAUUGACGUUUGUAUGUGACAUUUGUCCAGCUUUGAUUUGAAAACCAGAGGUCCUAAAUUUGACAUGCAUGUGCAAAUUUAACUGAAAUAUGAGCCACGUGCGUACAAGAACAUGCCAUUUGUGACAUUUACAUUACUUUCCUUCCAACUUGAUUUCUCCAAGUUGAAGAGGGGUGUUGACUCUGAAUGAUGGCAGGACUGAGACAUUGAAAAAAAAAAAAACCCACAUGAAUUCCAUUCUUACCACUGUGACUUUAGUUGCAUGGCCAAAUAUCGGAUACGAGUCAGAUCUAGGACCACAAUUGGAAGUGACCCAGAUCUGAUUUGGUCACAUAUCCGUUAAAAGAUCAGAUGUGACUCACUGGAGGGAGAAAAAAUUAGAGUAGUCUAUAAUUGCUAAGUAUAUUUGACCAUAGAGGAAUAUGACUCUGGUACAGAGGGUCUCACUGUGUUGUACAGAGGGUCUCACUGUGUUGUGAGGCAACAGUAGUAGGGAAUAACAAUGGGAAUAAAAAUAAAGAGUAGAAAAGAGAACAAGAAUAAACUGUAUACAGGAAAUGUGUGCCAUCAAAAACAGGAAAGGAAUGAGAGGAAACAGACAGCUUUUAGAAAUAUGUAUACAGGUGCAACUCAGUAAAUUAGAAUAUCAUGGA
Messenger RNA from Monopterus albus (swamp eel), 2033 nucleotides. It is a transcript of the gene emp1a, whose product is annotated as epithelial membrane protein 1. Lineage: Eukaryota; Metazoa; Chordata; Actinopteri; Synbranchiformes; Synbranchidae. The coding region runs from base 261 to 737 and encodes 158 amino acids. The record is from RefSeq and is a predicted model, not a curated record. Gene Ontology annotation, cellular component: plasma membrane. The transcript is spliced from 5 exons.